Messenger RNA from Effrenium voratum, 732 nucleotides. The record is from the annotation of a GenBank genome assembly. NCBI's taxonomy places the organism in Eukaryota, Dinophyceae, Suessiales, Symbiodiniaceae.
GCAAUCUUUUCAAAGUGCAAGCAUGCUUUCCAGCUGCUGAAUCGUUAGCUUUGGUCAUGAAGGCAUGCAACUGUUGGCAUGGGUUUCUUAAACUUUUCGUCGCAGGCCGCGAUGGCAUCAGAACUCUGACCAAAGCUCCUGAGCCGGCUUGUUCCAAAGGACGGACUGAGGGUGAUGCGAGAUCCGAGCCUCCAUUGAUCUUGGAGGCGCGGAUCGCUGCGCGGCAAGACGAUGCCGAAAGUUUGAACAUCUUGACGGGCGUACUCAGGCGCUCUAUUCGGGGGUUGGAUGAACAGGGGCGGACCUUGCUGUACUAUGCGGUGCGCGGAAACCGUGAUGACGCAGGACAAAGCCAACCAUCGGCAUCAGUGGCACGGAAACUCCAAGGCGCUGACGCACAAUGGGACGACGUGCCCAGAUAUCUGGUGAACAGGCAGCAGUUCGACGUCAAUGUCCAGGUCGCCGGCUCAGGCAUGACGCCGCUCAUGGAGGCCGCGCGCUUCGGCAGCCUCGACUCGGUGCGGCUGCUGCUGGAGCUCCGUGCGGACCCUGGGCUCCGCAAUGCCCGAGGUGACACGGCGCUGGAGGUGGCUCGCUCAAGAGUGCCUGAGUACCUGGACUUCAAGGAGAUGCAAUGCUCAGAGACUCGGUGGGCGAUAGCGAAGGAGCACGUGGACAAGGACAGGAGCCGAAUCGCUGAAAUCCUUCAGUGCGCUGGAUAGAUAUACUUCG